AUGAACGCCUAUCAACAUGUCAACCAUCAAUUGAGUUAUUUUGAUGUGACAAUCCUAAUAGCUUACUGUGUUCUGUUAGUUGGCGGUGGUUUCUAUUCCAUGUAUAAACACAAUCGUUCGACGGUCAAAGGAUAUUUUCUUGCGAACCGACAGAUGCCCUGGUUGUGUAUCGGAGCAAGUUUAUUCGCAUCGAACAUCGGUGCUGAGCAUUUCAUUGGUUUAGCAAGUUCCGGUGCGGCAAAAGGUAUAAGUGCUGGUGCGUACGAGUUACAUUCGCUUUCAGCUCUUCAACUGCUUGGUUGGGUGUUUUUACCAGUUUUUAUCGCCACCGGUGUCUCAACGCUACCCGAAUAUAUGAGUAAACGAUUUGGUGGACAACGCAUUCGAAUCUACAUCGCUUGUCUCUAUCUUUUGCUCUACAUUCUCACAAAAAUCAGCGUAAAUAUCUAUGCAGCAGCACUGUUUAUUAAUUAUGCUUUCCAUUGGAAUAUAUAUCUAAGUGUUUUAUUCGUUCUGACUCUAACGGCAAUCUGUACGGUGUCCGGUGGUUUAGCAAGUGUGAUGUACACUGACACGAUUCAAGCAGUAAUUAUGAUCAUCGGAGGAUUUCUAUUGAUGAUUCUAUCCUAUCAAAAAGUUGGUGGAANGUUCGAAAUUCCUGGGGGAGAUAAAGGCUACUGUUAUAUUCCAUAUGAUUAUAUAACUGAUUCGAAUCUUUGCUUCGAUGUUUGGACUGUGCGAAAAGUAGCGACAGAUGAUUUUGGCCAAGAUCAUUGGGAUACCGACGAUUCGGUUGAUUAUCGACAAAUGGGUAGUUAUGGUGAUGAUAAUGACAAUCCUGCAAUCGAAGAUCUGAAUGAAGAUGAUGAAUGA
Molecule: messenger RNA, 873 nt
Organism: Adineta ricciae
Lineage: Eukaryota; Metazoa; Rotifera; Eurotatoria; Adinetida; Adinetidae
Source: the annotation of a GenBank genome assembly